Molecule: messenger RNA, 5368 nt
Organism: Stegostoma tigrinum
Lineage: Eukaryota; Metazoa; Chordata; Chondrichthyes; Orectolobiformes; Stegostomatidae
Product: OX-2 membrane glycoprotein-like
Exons: 6
Coding region: 271-1272 (333 amino acids)
Biological process (GO): heterophilic cell-cell adhesion; homophilic cell-cell adhesion
Cellular component (GO): adherens junction
Source: RefSeq, a predicted model, not a curated record
GCCCCGCCCCGCCCUAACGGCUGUGCUCCGUCACGGCCAUAAACCGGAUAAACACAACAAGGUAAACAACAUCUCUGGAGCAUAAAAGCUGACGUUUCUGACCUAGACCCCCUUCCAGCUCCCACAGUACCAACAGUAAAGUGGAAGGGGGUCCUGCUAACUAUUGAACCCCUUUUAUACCCCAGUGACGCACAGAAAUGAAUUUUCUCACCCACUACGUUCUCUGAAGAAAGGCCGAGACGGGAUCGGGGUCGUUUGUCGCUCCGGCCGAUGGCGCAGAGCAGGCCGGACCCGAUGCCGACGUGCGGGAUCUCGGUGGCUGUUGUUCUGUGGCUCCUUGUGUGGCAUCUGGACGCAGCGGCUCCAGGUCCAAUAAAUGUGAACGGUGACCAGAUUUUGAGAUCUGUAGGCGAUGAUACCCUGCUUCCAUGUACAAUUGACACUGAGCAAACUAUCUCUCAAUUCAUGUGGCGACACAGGCGUGGUCAACAGCAACGGAACUUUUUCACAGCAGCUUUCAGAAACGGAAAGACUGAAACCUUAGAUGAUACGUUUGAUGACAGAAUGACCUACGUUGGGACAAGUUCCAAAAAUGCAUCAAUGUAUCUGAGAAAUAUUACACUGAGUGAUGAGGGGACAUACAGCUGUAUUUUCACCUUAUUCCCAGCAGGGCCUGUUGAAACAGAUUUGCAGCUGAUCGUAACUGCUCCUCCAGCUGUUACAAUCCAAACGUAUCCAGUUUUUUCUCUGAUCGACUGCAGUAGACGCCUUAUUGUCACCUGUAUCGCAGCAAAUGCAAAACCAGCCGCAGGUAUCACUUGGGAAGUUCCUUUCAAUAUACGUGCCAAUCAAAAUACUGGGCAUCCUGCUGCGAAUGGGACUGUGACCGUCUCCAGCCAGUUUCAUCUGUGUCCAAAUAAAUCACUUUAUGGGCAGAAUAUUGUCUGCGUUGUGGAACAUCCAGCCCUCAGAGCUUCAAAACGAGUUUCUUAUCGCCUGAAUAUUGACUUUGCAGAUGAUCAGAAGGAACGUCAUUACAUGGUGCCCUUUAUCGUCAUAAUCCUGAUGCUCAUAAUUCUGCUCAGCACUUUUGGCUAUUUUUAUCAAAGAUUAAGAAGGAAAAAUCAACAAAGAAGCAUUGGCAAAGAAACAUCCUCAAAAAUGAUGCCUUCACGAAGUUCCUGUGACCCCAGAACACAACAUUCUGAGGUGGAAGAGCAAGUGCAAGUGGAGGAAGAUGAACCAGAUAUUCACUCUGAAGAGACUGUUUGAAUUCCACAUUGAUACCUUUGAGCUGCAGGGAUCCCAAGCGGAAUAUGAUUUUGCUGUUCCUGCAACCUUCGGGUGGCAUCGUUGUGGCACUGCAGGAGGCCCAGGAUGGACAUGUUGUCUAAGGAAUGGGAGGGGGUGCUGAAAUGUUUUGUAACUGGGAGGUGCAGUUGUUUAGUGUGAACUGAGCGGAGGUGUUCUGCAAAGCUGUUCCCAAACGUCCACUUGGUUUCCGUAAUGUAGAGGAGGCCACAAUGGGAACAGGAGCACAAAAGCUGACGUUUCGGGCCUUGACGCUUCAUCAGAAAAGGGGGAGAGGGGGAGGCGGUUCGAAGAUGGAUAGAGGAAAGAUAGGUGGAGAGGAGACAGGCAGGUCAAACAGGCCGGGAUAGAGCCAGUAAAGGUGAGGGGAGAUGGGGAGGAGAUAGGUCAGUCCAGGGAGGACAGACAGGUUAAGAGGGCGGAAUGAGGUUGGUAAGUGGGAGAUGGGGCGUGGGGCUUGAGGUGGGAGGAAGGGAUAGGUGAGAGAAAAGACAGGUUAGGGAGACGGGAAUGAGCUGGGCUGGUGUUGGGAUGCGGUAGGAGAGGGGAGAUUUUGAAGCUUGUGAAGUCCACAUUGAUACCAUUGGGCUGCAGGGUUCCCAGGCAGAAUGAGUUGCUGCUCCUGCAAACUUCAGGUGGCAUCAUUGUGGCACUGCAGGAGGCCCAUGAUGGACAUGUCGUCUAAGGAAUGGGAGGAGAAGGUGAAAUGGUUCGCGACUGGGAGGUGCGGUUGUUUAGUGUGAACUGAGCGUAGGUGUUCUGCAAAGCUGUUCCCAAACCUCUACUUGGUUUCCGUAAUGUAGAGGAGGCCACAAUGGGAACAGUGGAUGCAGUAUACCACAUUAGCAGAUGUGCAAGUAAACAUCUGCUUGACGCAGAAAGUCUUCUUGGGGCCUGGGAUGGGGGUGAGGGAGUAGGUGUAGGGACAGGUGUAGCACUUCCUGCGGUUGCAGGGAAAAGUGCUGGGUGAGGUGGAGCUGGAGGGAAGUGUGGAGCGGAUAUGGGAGUCACAGAGAGAGUAGUCCCUCCAGAAAGCAGAUAAGGUGGGGAGGGAAAAAUGUCUUUGUUCAGAUUGGAUCUGGAGGUUGGUGGGCUGGUAUGUGAGGAUGAGGGGAUUCUGUUUUGGUUGUUAUUGCGGAUAGUGGGUGUGAGCUAUGAGUUGCGGAAAAUGCAGGAGACAUGGUCGAGGGCAUUCUCAACCACUGCAGGGAGGAUGUUGCACGCUUUGAAGAACGCGGACAUCUGAGAUGUACGGGAGUGGAAGACCUCAUCCUCGCAGCAGGUGUGGCAGAGGCGAAGGAAUUGGGAAUAGUGGAUGGCAUUUUUGUGGGAGGAGGUGUAUUCUAGGCAGUUGUGGGAGUCAGUGGGCUUGAAAUGGACAUUGCUUUCUAGGUGGUUGCCGCAGAAGGAGACAGUGUCGUCCAGGAAGGGAAGUGCAGCAUUAGAGAUGGUCCAGGUGAACCUAAGUUUGCGGUGGAAGGUGUUGGUGAAGUGGAUGAACUGUUUGAGCUCCCUAAUCUCCUAUCCCUCAACCGCAUCCCAAAACCAGCCCAGCUUGUCCCCACCUCCCUAACCUGUCCUUCCUCCCACCUAUCCCCUCCUCCCACAUCAAGCCCCACCCCCAUCUCCUACCUACUAACCUCAGCACACCCCCUUGACCUGCCCAUCCUCCCUGAACUGACCUAUCUCCUCCCUAACUCCCCAACUACACUCAUCUUUACCAACUUCAUCCCCGUCUGUUUGACCUGUCAGUCUCCUCUCCACCUGUCUUCUCCUCUCUCCAUCUUCUAUCCGUCUCCCCCCUCUCCCAGGACCAGAGGACACAGUUUAAAAAUAAGGGGUAGGCCAUUUAGAACAGAGUUGAGGAAAAACUUCUUCACCCAGAGAGUGGUGGAUAUAUGGAAUCCUCUGACCCAGAAGGCAGUGGAGGCCAACUUUCUGGGUGCUUUCAAGAAAGAGAUAGACAGAGCUCUUAAAGAUAGUGGCAUCAAGGGUUAUGGGGAUAAGGCAGGAACAGGUUACUGAUUGUGGAUGAUCAGCCAUGAUCAUAAUGAAUGGUGGUGCUGGCUCGAAGGGCCAAAUGGCCUACUCCAGCACCUAUUGUCUAUUGUCUGUAACCUCAAAAUUCUUGAGCUUGUUGCAGAUGCAAAUAGCUUGUAUAUGAACAUAGAACAGUACAGCACAGAACAGGCCCUUCAGCCCACAAUGUUGUGCCGACCGUUGAUCCUCAUGUAUGCACCCUCAAAUUUCUGUGACCAUAUGCAUGUCCAGCAGUCUCUUAAAUGACCCCUUGCAGACGACAGACGUGAAACUUACUGGUCUGUAAUUGCCGGGGAUUUCCCUAUUUCCUUUCUUGAAGAGAGGAGUUACAUUUGCCUCUCUCCAGUCCUCAGGUACGACUCCAGUGGAGAGCGAGGAUGCAAAGAUCUUCGCAAGUGUCGAAGCAAUUGCAUUUCUCGCUUCCCAAAGCAGCCGAGGACAAAUCUGGUCCGGGCCUGGCGACUUGUCAAUCUUAAUGUUUGACAAAAUUUUCAGCACAUCACCUUCCUCUAUCUCUAUCCAUUCCAGCAUGCCCACCUGCUCUUCAAACGUUUCAUUCACUACAAAGUUUGUUUCUUUCGUAAAGACAGAAGCAAAAAACUCAUUUAGGGCUUCCCCUACCUCCUCAGACUCCACACACAAGGUCCCUAUGCUAUCCCUGAUCGGCCCUACUCUUUCUUUGACCAUUCUCUUAUUCCUCAAUAUAAUUUUUUAAAUAAAGAACUUUUUCAACAUACCUCAGACUGUCGCCAGAUGUCUUUCAUUGAUUAAUGAACCUUAAAUUUCUUUUAAGGUACUAUAUGACCACUGAUUUAGAAAUAUUGAAUGGAUUUCCACAUUUCUAUUUUUUCCUCAUUAGCUUGAUUCUCUUGCUGCCUAAAAAUCUGUCUCUUUCAGCCUUGGAUGUAUUUAACAAUUCAGGUUCCAAAGCCUCCAAUGUUAACGGAAUCCACAUCAUCUCCUUUGGAACAUGGGAGUUUCUUUAACAACCAGGACUAAAGGGCGGCACGGUGGCUCAGUGGUUAGCACUGCAGCCUCACAGCGCUAGGGACCUGGGUUUGAUUCCAGCCUCGGGCAACUCUUUGUGGAGUUUGCACAUUCUCCCUGUGUCUGCAUGGGUUUCCUCCAAGUGCUCCAGUUUCCUCCCACAGUCCAAAGAUGUGCAGGCUAGGUGGAUUGGCCGUGCUAAACUGCCCAUAGUGUUCAGGGAUGUGUGGGUGAGAGGAGAAUGGGCCUGAGUGGGAUGCUUCAAGGGGCAGUGUGGACUUGUUGGGCCAAAGGGCCUGUUUUCACACUGUAGGGUAUCUAAUCUAAAGAGAUAUUAGCUUUUGUUUCACAAGCAGUUUUUUUACACUGCUGAUUGAUGCCAUUUUUUUUAAAAAUUGCCCCAUAGUUGGAUUUUCAAUUCUACCAAAUUGAGAGGUGAAAUUUAAUUUCACAUUUGGACUUAUUUGAUUAACAGGUGCUGGUUGGUCUAAACUAGCUGUUAGUUCAGAGUUGCUGACAAUUACAAGAUGGUUCAAGGUAUAUGCUUAACUGUAAUGCUGAAGUUCAGCUGUGAGUCUGAAAGUCUGUAGCAGCCAAGCAAAUCAGUCUACAGCAAAAAAUACAUUGGAAAUCUGCUUAUCCAAACUUUGAACGAACCAACACGUGCGACCAUUUUAGAACAAAAUCUAUUGAAGAAUAUUAAAAUUAUCUGACUUAAAUACAAUAUCAUGGAUUGGGGAAGUUUGAAUUAAGUGUUUUAACUAUGUGCCCACAGGAAAGCAGAUACCAAUCACGCUCUUAAGAUUGUUGAUGUCGUUAAUGACUUUAAAGCAACAUUUAUUACUGAGUACUAUGCAAAAUUACACCAACAAGCUCUUUAUCUAAUAUAUCAUCUGUUUCCUUCACUUAGCAAGGAGGCCACAGUUUCCCAUUUCCACGUAAUUGACCAAUUCUAACUUUUAAAAGGGGGUGGAGUCUUGUGUGUCUUCCACGAACUGGAGAAAGGAGAACAAGGUAACGAAAUGUGAGG